CCAUCUCAUUGCGAGAGAAUCUUGUAUCGAAUAAAUGUGUUGUUUAUAAAUAAAACACUAGCUGGUCAGCGGUAUCUGCCAUUUUACUACAGGGUUCCCACAUAUUUUAUUUGGGCUUCUUAUCCAAGAUGGCGGUCAAACCAGGUGAUAUUAGAGAUGCUUUAGAAAGAGCCGCUGAAGCAGGCGAAACGUUCAGUAACUUGUAUUACGAGACCUUUGAUAAGAGACGCCAUAAAAUUUCCAAGCUUUAUUCCAAAAAUGCGACAGUUGUAUGGAAUGGGAAUGCUGUUAAGGGGGGUACUGAACAAUUGACCGAGUUCUUUACCAAUCUCCCAACUUCAGAGCAUACUCUACAUACACUGGACUGUCAACCUGUCUCAGAGCAAGCCAUACCCGGACAAACUACCAUUCUUGUUAUUGUGGAAGGUCUAGUACAAUAUGAAGGACACAAAGCAAAGAACUUUUCCCAAAACUUCUUACUCACAGUUGAAGGAACAGUAUGGAAAGUGGCUAGUGACUGUUUUCGUUUUCUUGAUUAACUUAGCCCAGCUGUGAUUGUGACUCUGGUGAAGACAGUUUGUGAUGGAUCAUUCUUCAAUGGAUGUUUCUUGUAAGGAGUGUACAUAGUACAGGCCCGUACCCAGGAUUUUUCUCGUGGGUGGGGGGGUGGGGGCGGCAAAAUUAGGAAAAGUUCGGAAAAAAGGAACCCUAGGAGGUGGGGGGGGGGGGGGGUGAGUUUUCUGAUAAAAUUCUGACCUUCCCUGAAAGAACAAAAAGGUAUUUGUAUGCCAUUGCAGUAUCUCUAUGGGACGUUUAUUAUCAGGUUUGUCAACAAAAAAGUUUAACUUACCCAUUAUGACAAACCAGAGUGUUCUAGAGUGCCUUUUUUAGCUAUUCUCUUAUGCUUUAUAGCUUUGUCUAAAAAUAGCAUUUUUUUUGUGAGUCGUGGACUGUCGGCCGUUGUGGGAGGUGCGCACCGCCCAUGUCUGCCCCCCCCUGUGUACAGGCCUGUAGUAUAAUUAUGCAAUAUACUAAGCUUUCAAAUUGUUUAUCUGUGAAAUCAUGGAUAACAUGGGCUUGAAUAUUGCAUGUUUUCAAUGGAGUUACAUCCCUAGACACAAAGGAGUCUGAUCAAA
Molecule: messenger RNA, 1136 nt
Organism: Nematostella vectensis (starlet sea anemone)
Lineage: Eukaryota; Metazoa; Cnidaria; Anthozoa; Actiniaria; Edwardsiidae
Product: NTF2-related export protein 1
Exons: 4
Coding region: 129-539 (136 amino acids)
Biological process (GO): protein import into nucleus
Cellular component (GO): nuclear pore central transport channel
Source: RefSeq, a predicted model, not a curated record